Messenger RNA from Thermothielavioides terrestris NRRL 8126, 866 nucleotides. RefSeq lists its product as uncharacterized. The transcript has a single exon. NCBI's taxonomy places the organism in Eukaryota, Fungi, Ascomycota, Sordariomycetes, Sordariales, Chaetomiaceae. The record is from RefSeq and is a predicted model, not a curated record. Bases 90 to 689 code for a protein of 199 amino acids.
CGCUUCUCCUGUCAUCACACAUUGCUUGUCUCUCGCCCUCGACGCACCAUUCACCGCACGAUUCACAGACACAUUCCAAGACAACCAAAAUGUUCAGCUUCGCUCGUCGCCUUCUCCAGCCCUUUCGGCUGAAACGAGAAGCAGCUUCUUCCGCUGGCCAAGGCUUCGAGAGACCGCCGACCGUCGCCUGGCUCUUGGCUCACCGAGCCGAAUGCUCAGGAGAACGAGCCCGGACAAAGGGCGCUACGCCUACAGCAUCCUUGUACCGCAUGUAUGAGUACCUGGUUCUCGGGUACAUCACCGGUUUGCGAACAGAGAUCGAGUACUUUUUUAAUCAGCCAUCAUGGGCCGUCUCGGCGAUUCCGGAUCCCGAGGACCCCGACCCCGAGCGAUACGCCAUCCUUGCUGUCUUGCCGUACUACCUCGUCAUUGCAUUCAACCGCCUGAUAGAGCGCGGCUUGCCGCGGGGAAGUCCUGCGAUCAUUGCCGGGGAAGCAGUAGAGGAGGAACUGAGGGCUCGCGAGGUAGUCUUGGAGCAAGAACCACCUUGGGCUGCCAAGGUACCACCGCUGCCGAAUGCUUUGACUAUACCGGACGGAUCCAACAGGGAGCCCGAAGAGGAGACGAGGAGCAAGCGGUUCUUGGACAUGAACAUCAUUGUGGAGGAACCCCACGUGCUAUUCGUCUGAGGAGAAAUCUGGCAAGGCUUGCUGGCCCACUGGACGGCUGUGCGAUAGUGGUCUCAACUGUUCUUGUCUCAAUCAUCGUGGUCUUACCGUUGCACUCGACUGGCUAUCAAACAGACCCCGUCUUUGCUCGCUUGUUGCUGCCGUUGUUGUUGGUGCUUAACAUCCGGUGCGGGGCCA